AAAUCAGAUACUCAAUUCAAAUAACUUGAACCCGGACAAACCAACCCGAACCCACGACGGGGAAAAAGAAAUAAUUUUGUAAUUCCCGCUAUAAAAGCAAAACAGAUAUCGAUUGAGUUUCUCAUUUCCCGAUGGCGGCAAGAAGCAUAGACGACCACCCGGAAGCACUCCUCCUCCACAUCCUCUCUUUCCUCCCGACCCUCAACGCCGUCAGAGCUAGCUUAGUUUGUCGAAGAUGGCGGGAUCUCUGGCGCCACGUUCCCAGACUUGAUUUCGACAUGAGCCUCUACCAUUCUCCUCCGAAUGCCCUAUGCGAAUCCCGAGAUGAUUUCGCAGAACUCGUCACCCUAACCCUAUUGCUCCGCGAACAUUCUACCCCUCUGUACUCCUUCCACCUCCUAUUCAACUACCGAGACUACCGACGGACCACAACCCAAGUCAAUUCCUGGAUCCGCUACGCUAUUGCAUCUGGCGUAGUCGUCCUCCUCCUGUCCUUCCCGGAAGAUCUGUUUGUCAAAUCGGAAUUCGACACCGACGAGGACGAGACAUGGCAGAAGUAUGACUUCCAUUUCUCUAAUAUCAGAAAUAGCUGGGUUAGCUGCUUGGAACUCAAUUAUUGUCGAAUUGUUUGGCCUAAGAGUUUGCCAUGUGAUGGGUUUUCUUCGCUUCGUUCCCUUUAUCUGUGUGAUGUUUCUGUAAGAGCUACGGUGCUCUACACUGUGGUUUCGAGCUGCGUUAAUCUCGAAUUUCUUUCUCUUUCGAGGAUAAGCUACUUGCGAAAUUUUAAGAUACACUCUCAGACGCUGAAAGAAUUGGAGUUGGAGUUGUUCAAGAUCCGUCAUGAUAAGGAUAGGGGUUCUUUGGAGAUUUAUGCUCCUAACCUGCAUAGAAUAAGCUUCGACCGAUUUUCCGUAGAAGAGUAUUGCUCGAGGGAUUUAUCUUCUUUGGUUGAAGCUAAUGUGGAAUUUUGGAGUGGAGAUUAUGGAUAUUUUAACUGUGACGUCCUGCAAUUAUUAACGGGUGUUGAGAGGCUUACCUUGUUGGAUAUGCACUUUGAUCGGUAUGGCUGGAAUACCGUGAUGGAGGUUGCUGCUACAAAGAGUACCUCUGUAUCUUCGGUAUUCAAGAAUCUGAAAUUCUUGGAGCUGAAAAUUGCAUAUACAGAAGAAGAACUGCCUGAGAUUGCUGCAUUUUUGGGAGUAUGCCCAGUGCUUGAGACUCUGGUGCUUAAUUAUUACGUCGAGAGUGAUUUGCCAUUAUCUGAAGAUUUUAAGAGCGAACCUCCCACGUUCCACAUUCCGAAUCUUAAGCAAGUCAAGAUGCGGAACUACCGUAGGACUGAAAUGGAAUUGUAUGUUGUGGAGCUUCUCAAAUUGCAUAAUGUGGUCUUGGAAAAAAUUAUGGCCUUUCCUCAAGUAGCAAAUGGAAAAUCAUCAUCCCCACUUGUUCUCUUAGACAGCUUACAGUGAUUUUCGGACAAGAGGCUGUACCGCAGAAGGUUUCCUGGUACGAUUGACCAUUGCACUGGUUGUACGAAACUGUAAAACCUCAAUAUACUGAUGAAGCCAUUUUUCUUGCUUUCAGUCUAAAUACGGUUAUCCCAAAUUGCUUCUUCUCAGUAACAUGAGUAACGUGAAAGGCCUAUUGGUUUCUUUCUGCGAAGUUUUCCAGCUAUCCGCUUGAUCUGAUUCAGUGCAGCAAAAUGCUUUGACAGGCACAUAAGGGUGUUUGAUAUUUGUUUAAAGACGAGUUUAUAAGAUGUAAAAUAGAAUACGGUAAAUUACAACGAUCUCCCAUAAGG
Molecule: messenger RNA, 1801 nt
Organism: Sesamum indicum (sesame)
Lineage: Eukaryota; Viridiplantae; Streptophyta; Magnoliopsida; Lamiales; Pedaliaceae
Product: F-box/LRR-repeat protein At3g26922
Molecular function (GO): protein binding
Source: RefSeq, a predicted model, not a curated record